ACUCCACUGGAAUGUGGAAACCACUUAAACAUACAUAGGCCACCCACUACCAAUCGCCAAUCUCAUGGCCAUAGAUUCCCAUUUUUAACAUAAAAAAAAAGUCUUAAACUACUCCCUCACAUCACCAAAACCCUUUGAACAUGUCUCUUUUGCACUUUCCCAUCUUCAACACUUACUCAUAUAUACAUAACAUAACUAUUCAGCCACACCUACAUAGCAUAACUAGCUCGUAAUUAUUUACCAUGUCAAAGCUUUCUAAUACCACUCUCCAAAGGCCUUCUAACAUUGUUGUACAAAGGCCUCAUAGGAAAGAGAAGGACAUGGUGACGUUCCUUGAUCAUGAUAAGCUAGCCAGGAAUUUCUCCAAUCUCUCCAAUGAAGCUUACCAUGUUGAAUCUUCUUCGGUUCCCUUUGUGUGGGAAUCUCAACCAGGUACCCCAAAGGUUAGAUUCAAAGAAAACUCUCUCCCUCCCCUCACACCACCACCCUCUUAUUUCCAAAAUGCUUCCGGAAAGACCACUCCCAAGGUCAAGAACAAGAACUCGCCAAAAUCUAGCUUUUUGCAAACUCUAUUUCCCAAACGUGCUACUAGAAAAGGUGGUGCUCCUUCACAAACUGGAUCUCAAAACAUUUGGUCUUAUUCUUCUUCUUCCCCGUCUUCUUCUUCAUCAUCGUCAUCUUUGUCAUUCUCCUCGCCACGGCCCACAUCAUAUUCCGUGCCAUCUUCUCCGAUGAUACACCCAAGGAAGGGUGUAGAAGAUGAAGACAUGUAUGAGGUGACUGGUUCCAGUUUGUGUUUUGGUAAUGCCAGGUCGCGAGGGUGUUAUUCAUCGAUAUUCAAGAAGGUACUUCUUGGAGAUUUUCUGUGACAUGUUGUAGCUCUUUUCUGUCUAUGAUUGGUGUUAAUAAACGUGCCUAGUUGGAUAGAUUGUAUGUGCCAAACUGAUUUUAAUAGUAAUGAAGUGCAUCAUAUAUCUUUAACCUGCUUACCUUCACCUCUUGUUCUGAUUUCUAACUCUUGAUUUUAGACUUAUAUGUAGCAGUCCCUUUAUGUUGGGAUUCAAUAGCCUAUACCAGAUCAUCACCACCA
Vigna umbellata (rice bean) is the source of this 1090-nucleotide messenger RNA. RefSeq lists its product as uncharacterized. The record is from RefSeq and is a predicted model, not a curated record. NCBI's taxonomy places the organism in Eukaryota, Viridiplantae, Streptophyta, Magnoliopsida, Fabales, Fabaceae.